AUGGCUUCUCAAUCUAACAUGCAAUUCAGGGAUGACCCUACGGCAGAAGAUUCGCGAGAUGGUCACUUCAUGAAAGAAGCAUUGUUAAUGGGCGAGAAAGCGAUUGAAUUAAAGGAAACCCCCGUGGGCUGUGUGCUGGUAUACGACGACCAGAUCGUGGGCUGGGGCAUGAAUGACACCAAUAGAUCCAUGAAUGGAACCAAACACGCCGAAUUUAUCGCGAUUGCACAGAUGCUGCAAAACUACCCGAGGUCAGCGCUUCAAUCCACUGACCUCUAUGUCACCGCGGAACCCUGUGUGAUGUGUGCCUCUGCAUUGAAGCAGUAUCGCAUACGGAAUGUGUACUUCGGCGCAGCCAACGACCGAUUUGGAGGGACCGGCGGUGUUCUCUCGCUACACUCCGACUCCUCAAUUGACCCCAAGUAUCCCGUCUACGGCGGACUGUUCGAGAAGGAGGCCAUCAUGUUACUUCGCCGAUUUUAUAUCCAAGAGAACGAGAAAGCGCCAAACCCCAGACCGAAAAAGAAUCGUGAGCUGAACUCGAGGACAUCACAAAUGAGCCCAUUACCUGGCACUGGGCAGUCACUACCAACCCGUGGACCAACUAGAUAA
Penicillium olsonii is the source of this 612-nucleotide messenger RNA. The record is from the annotation of a GenBank genome assembly. Lineage: Eukaryota; Fungi; Ascomycota; Eurotiomycetes; Eurotiales; Aspergillaceae.